CAGUCGAAGCUGGGCAGAUAUUCGGCAAGAUCAAGAAACGGAGCGCCGUGGAGCCGUUCCUCCAGCGGCAACCGAACGUUCUGUGUCCGUCAUGGAGAAGCCUGUUAGCACAGCUCGGCGGUUCCCGAGCAAUGCUCGCAAGGCCGAGCGCUCGCAGCAUACACAAAACCCAACCGGGCGCGACGGACCACGUAGAGGACCCGGAAGUCCUACCAAUAAACCCAAUAAGAGUGCCAGGACCGUUGCCGAGAUAGCACUCUUGAGCUCAGUAUCGCCAAUAAUCUCUUCGAGCUUCGGAGUACCAGGGUCUUGCAGGACUUCGCAGUCGGGUGUCCCUCACGCUCAUAACAUAAUGUCAUUUACAUUUCGGGAGGGUGCAAUGUGUUGGCGGCUAACAUUGUUCGGGAAAUCCUUCAUGAACGCGUAAGCGCGACCGAAGGCACGACGAAGGCUCGUCUCUCUCUUGACGCUCGAGGUCGCAAUGUGGGCUCCGGUACGAGAUGGAAGAUGAGCAGGCUCGCCCAUGUUCGAAUUGCGACUCUGGAUGUUUCGCAGAAAACAUCAAUGAAAGCUGCCUACAGUGGCAGUUCCACCCAACACCAGCGCUAUGCAAGCAUUGCUCAUGUUACGCACGGUUACAAACCUUGCCGUAACCGCUCCUGGAA
Molecule: messenger RNA, 665 nt
Organism: Baudoinia panamericana UAMH 10762
Lineage: Eukaryota; Fungi; Ascomycota; Dothideomycetes; Mycosphaerellales; Teratosphaeriaceae
Exons: 1
Coding region: 92-427 (111 amino acids)
Source: RefSeq, a predicted model, not a curated record